This is a messenger RNA of Plodia interpunctella (Indianmeal moth), 3401 nucleotides long. Its product is annotated as lamin-C-like. Gene Ontology annotation, biological process: protein localization to nuclear envelope; nuclear migration; nuclear pore localization. Gene Ontology annotation, cellular component: nuclear lamina; nuclear envelope. The record is from RefSeq and is a predicted model, not a curated record. Bases 130 to 1968 code for a protein of 612 amino acids. Lineage: Eukaryota; Metazoa; Arthropoda; Insecta; Lepidoptera; Pyralidae. The transcript has 10 exons. Gene Ontology annotation, molecular function: structural constituent of cytoskeleton.
GAAGCUUGGGUUUUCGAUUUGAUUGGUCGUUCUUGAAUAUUUCUUCCGAGAACUCGCUUGUGUCGCAAGCUCGUGUGUGAAUUUAUUUUUACUUUAUUUAUAAUCGUGUUGAAUUAAAAUUUGUUCGAAAUGUCUUCAAAAACCAAAAAGACUGUGACAUCUUCGUCGAACAUUAGUGUCGUGUCUUCUGUGCAAAGCCCCCCUCAAUCAAGCACUCCUGUUGGUAGCCGCCCUUCGAGUUCAGCCGGCCGGCCCAGCAGUCCCCUAAGUCCUACAAGACACAGCCGCCUUCAAGAGAAAGAUGCUCUGCAAAACCUCAAUGAUCGCUUGGCGGCAUACAUCGACAAAGUGCGCCAGCUUGAGAGUGAAAACUCUGGUCUGCGCCGGGAGAUCCAAACAACACAAGAGGUGGUCACCCGUGAGGUCUCCAACAUAAAGGGAAUGUAUGAACAUGAAUUGCAAGACGCUAGAAAGCUUUUAGACGACACUUCCCGUGAGAAAGCAAAAUUAGAAAUAGAUUUGAAGAGGUUAUAUGAAGAAAACGAUGACCUCAAGAAACGCUUGGACAAGAAGACCAAGGACUGCACCCAGGCUGAGAACCUCGCGCGUCACUACGAGACUCGCUUCACAGAAGAGAGCAACAAAUACAACACCGCUCUCGCAGACAAGAAGAAGGCUCAGGAUGAAGCGAGGGACCUCGCCAAAGAGCUGGAAAAACUGCGCAAGGUGUAUGCUGAUACGCGCAAGACCUUGGAGGAGGAGAUGCUAUGCCGCAUCGACAUGGAGAACACCGUGCAGAGUCUGCGCGAGGAGCUGUCCUUCAAGGAUCAGGUGUUCCAGCAGGAGUUGCAGGAAACGCGCACGCGCCGCCAGGUUGAGAUUUCCGAGAUCGAUGGUCGCUUGGCCCAACAGUACGAGGCCAAGCUGCAGCAGAGUCUGCAAGAACUUCGGGAACAACAAGAGGCAAACAUCAAGGCCAACCGCGACGAGAUCGAGGCCCUUUAUGAGAACAAGUUGAAAAAUCUGCAAGGAGCAGCCAGCCGCAACAGCCAGGCGGCCACGGUGGCAGUGGAGGAGCUGCGUACCAUGCGUACGCGCAUCGACACCCUCAACUCGCAGCUCAACGAUCUCGAGAACAAGAACGCUGCGCUCAGCAACCGUUGCCGCGAGCUGGAGCGGCAGCUGGAGGCAGAGCGCGCGCGGCACGCGGAGGACCUGGCGGCGCUGGAGGCGGAGCUGGCGCGCCUGCGCGACGAGAUGGCGGCGCAGCUGCGCGAGUACGCCACGCUCAUGGACAUCAAGAUCUCGCUCGACCACGAGAUCGCCACCUACCGCACGCUGCUCGAGGGCGAGGAGGACAGGCUGAACCUGACCUCGCAGUCUCCUGGGCGCGAGUCCCGCGCGUCGGCGUCCGGACACAGCAGCGGGCGGCUGACGCCGGGCCGCCGCAGCACGCCGCUGCGCGCGCGCAAGCGCACUCUGCUGGACGAGAGCGAGGAGCGCAGUCUGCAGGACUUCAGCGUCACCGCCAGCGCCAAGGGCGACCUGGAAGUGGCCGAGGCCUGCCCGGAAGGAGCCUUCGUCAAGAUACGCAACAAGGGCAAGAAGGAGCUAAGCCUUGGCGGCUAUCAGAUAAUCCGGAAGGCGGGCGACCAAGAGACGGUGUUCAAGUUCCACCGCACGGUGAAGCUGGAGCCGGGCGCGGUGAGCACCGUGUGGUCGGCCGACGUCGGCGCCGACCACGACCCGCCGCGGGACAUCGUCAUGAAGGGGCAGAAGUGGUUCGUCGCUGAUAACUUCACCACCGCCUUGCUCAACACCGAUCAAGAGGAGGUGGCAGUGUCGGAGCGCCAGCGCCGGCAGCUGAGCACGAGCGCGCAGCGACACCGCGAACUGGCACACAAGUUCCCCCGGAGAGAACAGUUGGGCCCCCUGCGCGAGGGCGAGGAGAACUGCCGCAUCAUGUAACGCCCCGCGCGCCCCCCGCCGGCGCCACAGCCCGGAGCUACGGACUCUGCCCCCAGGGGCUCCCCUCUCACCCCCUACCCUGAACCCUGCUGACCUCGUCUGUCGUCACAUCACCCGAUCAAGCGACUUCACAUUCGCGAUUCCGUAAACUGAUUAUGCUGGAUAGUAUACGCGACUUUUACAGUUACAUUUAAAUCAAGUCAAAUUUAUAUAUUUAAUGACUUUAGUUUUUCUUAUAUUGAUAAUAAAAUCAUGUAUAUUAAAAAACUAAAAUCAUCAUAUAGUAAACACUUGGAAAUCUUGAAGCUAAAAACAGUCAACGGCAAAUCAAGUUAUCCAAAAUCAUUGCAAAUAUGCCGCUGUUGGCGUCGCAUAGAGUUGCAAGGUAACUUGACAUGCGGUUACCUUGUACAUUAAGUGAUAAGAUAUAAAUGCAUAUUACGUUGCAAAAAGUGGUAUAAUGUAUGGCGUUUAUUGAUCGGCUUGGUGAGGCGACACCCUUAGCUAGCCACCUUUUUUAUUUAUUUUAAGUAUUACAUGUCACUAAGUUUGGGUGUAUUCAUUGAGAUUCGCUCUGAAAAUCUAAGUCGAUUGUCCAAAGACCUGGAGAGAGAACUUUUGAAAGACUUCACUGUGCUCGCUCACUGAAUUUACCCGAUCUAUAUUUUAAUUAUAAUUUAUUUCUAGUAAAAUGAAAUAAGUUUAUCCGCAUCUCACAUGAAAUGUAUUAAUGAAAAUAAAAUUAGUGGCUUGUUGAGUACUGGCCAGUUAGAGAGUACCAAACCAACUCUUCACUGGCAUGUAUGGCCUUUUCCUCGUAACUUUUGAAUUUCGGUGAACAAAGUACAAAUUACGUUCACAUUUGGGUAAGUAUAGGUUUAUGAAGAUUUUUAUUAUAAACUCCCACCCUUCACGACACAUGCACUAGUUUGUAAGUACAUAAUUAUAUUGAGAAUUAUAAAAAUAUCCAUCUGAUAUGAGAGCAAAUGGUGUAGAUGAAAUCUACUAAUAUUCAUAAUUCAUUGUGACCUUGGAUUAGAAAAAUCAUUGUAUUAGGUUAAGUGACUUGACAGUAUCCGUGUCACAUUAGUAUAAGCUACAGCUUCCACAUUGCAGAUUUUACAAAAUACAGGUGCAAGUCUCAAAUUAAAAGCUCUCAUUUGACAGAAAGUUAUUAUAUAAUAUUAUGAAUAUAUUUCAUUAAAUCUUUUAUUGUUUGUUUUGUAAGAAUUGUAACCAUGGCAUUUUGUAUUUAGUUGGCAUUUAAUAUUAUUUCUUUUUUGUUUCGAAUCGCAGAGGAUUGAAUCUAAUUGUAUUUGUGUUUGGUUAAUGAGUGAAUCAUGAGACCUUUUUAAUUUGGACCCAUCUUAACUUUUCCAGUUAUAAAUUGUAACAUUAACUACUUAUUACAAAUUAAAUAAUAUUUAGAUUUA